UUUUUAUUUUUUUUUUGGAUCUUUUUUUUUGGCAUCCCUUCUUCCAGUCCACUUCUCAUUAAUCUAUUCCUUGCCAUGACUGAUCUCAAUAACACUAACGGUUCUCCUAUUGAUGGCGAAGACACUGAGGUUGUAGAUGAGGGUAACCGUAGCAUCCUCAUGGACAUCAUCUCCCAGCUCAGCAAAGGCGGCGACCUUCAUCGCGUUACUCUUCCAACCUUUGUUCUCGAACCCGUAGCAUGUUGGAACGUAUUACCGAUUUCAUGUCCCACCCUGAACUCAUCAUCAAAGCCAACCAACUUGAGGAUCCUGUGGAGAGAUUUGUAUCCGUGACCGCUAUUUCUUGUCAGGCUGGCACAUUAAGCCCAAGGCGAACAUUUCCGUGCAAAAUGGGAAUUCGCAGACGGUACAGAGGCAUUUUAUGUGGCAGAACAAUUUCGCAUCAUCCUCCUAUUUCGGUUUACUACUAUGCCAGCCCAGAGAAUAAUCUCAGGAUUGUUGGUGAUCUUUUGCCUAAAUCCAAAUUUCUUGGCAACAGCGCGGCAACGUUAAUGCAGGGUGAGAUUAAUGUCUCAUUUACGAACCGUCCUGGCGAGGAAUACCUCAUUACUAUGCCAAAUGUCUAUGCUAGGGGUAUUUUGUUUGGUACGAUGUUGAUGGAGUUAGGAGACGUUGCAACUGUAAAGUGUUCGAAAUUAGAUCUUAUUUGCUCUCUUGAGUUUAAAGUGAAGGGGUACUUCACGGGCUCUUACAAUGGCAUCUCAGGAAAAAUCAAACGCAUCUCCACAGGGGAGGUUCUUUAUGAAAUUUCUGGAAAGUGGUCCAACGAAAUCUAUAUUUCUAAGAAGGGCAACAAUAAGGAGGUUUAUUUUGAUGUUAAGACAGCCAGAAUCCAUCCAAAGAUCGUCGCGCCUGAAGAUCAACAAGAGUGGAACGAAUCGCGUCGCCUUUGGAGCAAACUGACUGCAGCUCUAAAAGUUAAUAACCAAUCACUGGCAACAGAGGAGAAAAGCAAGGUCGAGGACGCCCAACGACUCAAAUCAAGGGAGCGCGAAGAGAAGGGAACCACGCAUGUUUCCAGAUAUUUUGAGCCGAAUGGUGACGGAUUCGACCUUAGACUGAAAAAUAUAUCAUCUGAUCCGCAGGUGGCCAAGUCGCAGAUUGAGAACUUUAUUUUCAAUACGCCUGCGCCUCCAUCUUAAUGAAUAAUAACCUACAGCCUGCUCGGUAUAGUUGAUCUAAUAAAGAGCAGACGUUGAUACAGAGCAAAGAGAGUGAAUUCGAGCUAGAGCUUUAGAA
Messenger RNA from Lobosporangium transversale, 1299 nucleotides. RefSeq lists its product as hypothetical. The record is from RefSeq and is a predicted model, not a curated record. Gene Ontology annotation, molecular function: sterol binding. Lineage: Eukaryota; Fungi; Mortierellomycota; Mortierellomycetes; Mortierellales; Mortierellaceae. The coding region runs from base 240 to 1202 and encodes 320 amino acids. Gene Ontology annotation, cellular component: membrane; cytosol; intracellular membrane-bounded organelle. The transcript is spliced from 6 exons.